AUGAGUGCCCAUUCUGCGCCCGUGCCAUUCUGCCUCCGUUGGGGUAUCCUCGCAUUUGCAAAAGACCUUCUCAUCGAUCCCGCCUCGCGAGGUGUUACCGAUGUGUCGCAUUUAUUGGUGGCGGUGGCAUCUUCGCGAUCCACCGAGAUCGCCAGCCGCUUCAUCAACAAGAUCGGGGCGCCGUCGUCCUGCAUUGCGUAUGGUAGCUACGACGCUCUGGUGGCGGACCCCCGCGUAGAUGUCGUCUAUGUAGCCUCUCCACAUUCCCACCAUUACCAGAACGCCAUGCUCGGGCUGCAGGCCGGAAAGCACGUGCUCUGUGAGAAACCAUUCACUGUGACGGCUAGACAGGCACAUCGACUUGUCGAGACAGCUCGUGAGCGUGAACGUUUCCUCAUGGAAGGCAUGUGGACACGGUUCCUGCCAAUCUCAGCUCAGAUCCGCCGGGAGAUCCAGAAGGGUGCGAUUGGGCCCGUUAUUCGGGUCUUCGCGGACAACUCGAUCGGAACAGACGCUUUAAAGGAGCUGAAGGACAGUUAUCUGACCAAGAAAGAGUUGGCUGGAGGGGCGUUGCUCGAUUUGGGCGUAUAUCCGAUCCAUUGGAUCUUCCAGGCCCUUUCACCCAUGCCUGACCCAAAGCCCAGCACAGUUUUCUCGACAACCAUGCCCCUUGUCUCAGCCGGGGUGGACGAAUCGACAACCGUCCUUCUGACCUUCUCUGCCAAAAGUCCGUCGCCUGUCUCGGUGCAGGCGAUUGCCAGCGCCAGCCUCCGCGCCACUGCAGAUCCGGAUGGUCACACUCCAGUCGUACGGAUUCAGGGAGACAGAGGGGAGAUUCAGAUUUAUGGGCGCCCCUGGUGUCCAUCCAAGUACUGGGUCGUCAAACGAGAGCAGCGGUUUGGUGUGGUGGGAGAAGCGGAAGAGUUCGAGUAUCGCAUUCCAGGAGGCGGGCAUGGGCUUUGCUUUGAGGCGGACGAGGUCGCCCGAUGUGUCCGAGAUGGGCGCCAGGAAAGUGCGUCCAUGCCGUGGGUGGAGAGUUUGGCUGUUCUCGAUAUACUGGAUGCAGUACGCAAGGCUCAUGGGCUUCACUUUUCAGAUAUCGUCGAGGCGGAUGAGUAUCCACUGUGUAAUUUACAUGAUCGCAUCAUUGCCUUGUUGAAUCAGGCACCCGGCUCCCGUGUAACACGCGACCUUUCAGCGGAGUAA
This is a messenger RNA of Aspergillus niger, 1206 nucleotides long. RefSeq lists its product as uncharacterized. The record is from RefSeq and is a predicted model, not a curated record. The coding region runs from base 1 to 1206 and encodes 401 amino acids. NCBI's taxonomy places the organism in Eukaryota, Fungi, Ascomycota, Eurotiomycetes, Eurotiales, Aspergillaceae. Gene Ontology annotation, molecular function: nucleotide binding. The transcript is spliced from 4 exons.